AAGAUAUUCUUACUCACUCCGUUAUUUCCUCACUGUGUUGGCUUCCCAUUGUAUUAAGGUGAGUUGGGCCAUAUCAAUACUUCCCCCAUCGAAAACAACUUUGUCCUCAAGGUUGUAGGAGGACUGCAAACCUGUCGUCAAGAAAGCUCUUUCACAAGUGUCUAGAUCCAUUAACGAGUGACCCACAAGGUCUUGAGCGAUUCAAUGGAAGCUGUAGAUGAGGGUGUGGACAUUCAGGAAAAUCUUUCUGGCUUUAUUUUCAUGUGUAAUAGAAUUACAAAGCCAGAGUGCUACCGGUACCGAGUUUUUGGGCUUCCUUCCGGAAGAAUGGAAGUUGUAGAGAAGAUCAAUCAUGGUACUUACCUUUUUCUGUUUGACACUGAUGUGAAGCUUCUGUAUGGCAUAUAUAUGGCAACCUCAACUGGGAAGCUUAGGAUAGAACCAUUAGCUUUUGGUCAGAAAUUCCCUGCUCAGGUGAAAUUCAAAAUUUACAAAGACUGUUUACCCUUGCCAGAGAACUGCUUUAAACAUGCCAUUCAAGAUAAUUACCAGAAAGGCUCCAACAAAUUUAAUCCUGAACUCAAUAUUACGCAAGUAAGAAGUCUAUUAGAAUUGUUUCGCCCAUUACAUUCAUUGCGAACUGCACCUACACAACCUUUUUUGAAGAAACCAAUGAAUAAUCUUUAUCAUCAGAUAUCAGGGCCACCCCUUUCUGAGAAUGCAUUUUUGUCUAGGAUGUCACCCACUCGAGCUCCAAGGCUGUGGAACUAUAAACAUGUAAAUGAACUCAGGGAGCCUACGGCUUGUGCCUAUCCUGUUCAUAAUGUUACGCCUUAUUCAGCUGCAGCACAGCCUGUGUCAUCACAAGCUUCAAGGAAUCAGUUUUAUUCUCUGGAGGGUAGUUAUGCACCUGGGAUGGGCACCAGUCAUACAAGAUCACUACCAGAUUCUCAAUAUUCACAUCAGACUAUCCUUAACCCACAACCUGAAUUUCAUUCAUCCCCGGUGAACAAGGGUAGUGGUCAUGCUCAGUCUUUGCAAGAUUUUCAACAUGCACAUCACAAUAUCAUACACCAACAAACUGAAUUUCAUUCUUCAUUGUUGACUGUUGGUAACAGUCAUACUCUAUCACGGCAAUAUCCUCAAUAUCCAUAUCAGAUUAUCCCAAACCCAUCACAUGAUUUUCAUUCCCCAGCGGCAAAUGCAGGCAGCAGUCAUCAGAGUCAUCCCCACUUGUCAUGGGGUCCUCACUAUACCCAUCAGAAUAUCCCAAACUUGCAACCUGACGCUUACUCCACCUUGGCGAAUACAGGCAACUGUUAUGCUCAAUUAUUGCCAGAUCCUCAGCAUACACAUCAGAAUGCCCAAAAUCCUCAACCUGAUCUCAAUUCUUCCUUGGUGAAUAUGAGCCAUGUCAGUGUCACGAUGCAACCGCAUGCUUUGUCAUCAUCAUAUUAUCCAUAUGUUCCUCAAGAAGUUGUAUAUUCCGCGUCUUCAUCGCAAGGGUCUGGAGCCAUACAAGGGGUGAUAUCAAGUGAUCAACAAAAUGGAACUGGAAGCGAGUAUUAUCAGCCAUCUAUGUAGACAGAGGGGAAUACUUCUACACAUAAGAAUGUUGUCAGCCACCUGUAUUCAGCAAAUUCAGAUUCAAAUUCUUAGUGCUUAAUCCCUUCCGCUUAAACAUUCAAUUUUGCUGCCUUUUGUCUUGUGUAUAUAAAGGCGCCACAUAUACUGUUUAGUUACUACUUUUUGUACCAAAAGAAUGAACUAUUAGGAAGGAUUUGAAAAGAAAACGAGUAAAGAGGCGAGUCACGAAGAACCGUAAUGACAAUAAAAAAAGGAAUUAAGAUA
This is a messenger RNA of Cajanus cajan (pigeon pea), 1851 nucleotides long. RefSeq lists its product as uncharacterized. The record is from RefSeq and is a predicted model, not a curated record. Lineage: Eukaryota; Viridiplantae; Streptophyta; Magnoliopsida; Fabales; Fabaceae.